Cydia pomonella (codling moth) is the source of this 1307-nucleotide messenger RNA. It is a transcript of the gene fh, whose product is annotated as frataxin homolog, mitochondrial. The coding region runs from base 733 to 1263 and encodes 176 amino acids. Gene Ontology annotation, molecular function: ferroxidase activity; ferrous iron binding; iron chaperone activity. Gene Ontology annotation, cellular component: mitochondrion. Gene Ontology annotation, biological process: iron incorporation into metallo-sulfur cluster; intracellular iron ion homeostasis. The transcript has 2 exons. The record is from RefSeq and is a predicted model, not a curated record. Lineage: Eukaryota; Metazoa; Arthropoda; Insecta; Lepidoptera; Tortricidae.
CUUAGCCUGGUCUAACACUAAAUUCGUGUUUUUUAUCAUCUUGCGCUGUUUGCAAGAGAGGCAAAUCCUUUACUCAAUAAGUCGAAGGUCGCAACGCAAUAAGAAUAACAAACAAAUCAAUGUGUGUGUAGGUAUGUGUUUAUGUAUUGUAGUAUGUACUAUUAUUCAUUCUGUGGGAUCGUGUUGGUCCUUCAAGCAACACCGGCUUUCGACACGUAGGAAGGGAGGAGCCUAAGCGAUAUCUUACCGAACAAAUCAUUCUGCCAUUUUUGCGGGGAGAAACGUGUCAGUCGCACUUCUCACUCACUACAUACAUACAAAAUCCAAUCUGUAAUGAUGACACAAAUACAUAGAAAAUGACACACGUCAAAAACAAAUCUUGGACACCUCGAUCUCUUUUUGUGUACAAACGAGUCACAACAUGCACCGCCAUAGGUACAGUUGUACCUAUGUUUCGGCAGAGGGGAAAUUAGUAUGAAUGCCGUCUAGGUGUCCCUUCCCGGUGUUGCUCGAAGUGUUGGUCACAUAAAACUCGGCCCGCGUUUUUGUAAAUUUAAUAAGACUAAUAAUUAUAUAAAUUCAAUGGGGAACUUUCCAUUUUCACUAGCAACAUUUUUAAACACCAUUUUUAAAACCAACAAAGUGACUUUGACUUUUCUUCAAGGUAUUCUGUCAAAACAUUCAAAUUGAACAUAACCUUGUAAACUUAGUUACCGCACAGAAAGUUAGAAAAUGCUUAGAAGUAUCUUUCGUACCAGCCGUUGGCUGGCACGGCAAACCCGUCAAAUCAAUACCUUUUCUCCGUGGCUUCUGCGUCAACACGUUUUAGUGAAAACUUAUAGUUCUCCUGUGAUAUCGAUACGUUCUCCUGCCUCCACUGAUAGUGCUCAUACCGCUGAAGUAGACCCAGUUGUUUAUGAAGAAAUCUGCACUGAAACUUUAGAGUCCUUGUGUGAUUAUUUUGAAGAAAUCGUUGAAGACACAAUACAUUUAAAAGGCGCUGAUAUAAUGUACAGUGAUGGUGUUUUAACAGUAGCUCUUGGAAAUUCCUAUGGAACAUAUGUGAUAAACCGACAGUCACCUAAUAAACAAAUUUGGUUGAGUUCUCCUGUGUCCGGACCUAAGCGCUAUGAUCUGAUUCUUCAAAAUGGUGGCUACUGGGUGUACAAGCAUGACGGAGUAACAUUACACCAACUACUUCAAAGUGAAAUAUCCAAAAUUGUAGAAAGUGUUGAUUUUAAAAAGUGUGCCCACAGUGCUUGAAAUUUAUUUUGUUUUUAUUCAUUAAGUAUAGUUAUUUAUUGUUA